UCAUUCGUUAGUUAGUAUCGAUACGGUUCACUUCUCAGUAUACAUCUGAUCUUUUAUUCAGUCUCACAAACGGCAAAAGCGAAGCAGAGCAAAGGCGAAACUUUUCGUGAAGAAUAAUCCAAAUCAGAUCUUAUUACGCUUGUGGUUCAAUUGAAAAAGACCUGUAUUAUGUUCAACAGUUUGUACUCGUACUCGGAGAAUGUGCAGAGAUGGCAUUUGAUAGCAAUAUGUAUAGUGGGAUACGUGGUCUAUUAUUUAAUUGAAGUUGUGAAGCACCCUACACUAGCUGUAUCACAUGGAGCGUUCAAAGAAUUCCUGUUGAAGAAUGUUCCUUCCAUUGAAUCGAAAUUUUGGCCAACAAUAUGGUGUAUUGAAAGUCGAGCUCAAACAUUAGUAGCAAGUGCAUUGCGACAAACAAUUUUUCCAACCAUUUACUACAGACGUGAAAUUUUCACAUUAAAGGAUGGUGGUAUAGUUGCGCUGGAUUGGAUGGAAGACGGCUGUGAGAAGUCAUCUCCACUCAUUCUUAUUUUACCAGGACUUACAGGAGAAUCUCGUCACGACUAUAUCAGGUGCUUGGUUAUGGCAGCGCAGAGUAUCGGAGUUCGUACAGUAGUUUUUAACAAUCGUGGAUUAGCUGGAGUAGAACUGAAAACUCCUCGAUUAUAUUGUGCUGCUAAUAUUGAAGAUCUAUCAGAGGUUGUAAAUCAUAUAAAAAAUCAAAAUCCGAACGUCCGACUGGGUGCAACUGGAAUAUCAAUGGGCGGGCUGAUAUUAGGAAAUUAUAUGGCCGAGAAUGGCGUUGAAGCUAGUAACAUAUUCACAGCAUGUCAAAUAAUUUCCGUUCCAUGGAAUGUUCACAAAUUAUCCGAAAGCAUUGAGAAGCCGUAUUUGAAUUGUCUGAUUGGUCAAUAUCUAACGAAUAAUAUGUCCAGCACUGUGAACAAUUAUUGUGAAUUUUUGAAACUUGAUAAACAAGAAAUGGACAGAAUUUUUCAGUGCAAAACCAUCAAACAAUUCGAUUCACAUUUUACAUCGAAACAUUUUGGCUACGAAGAUGUCGAACAAUAUUACAGGGCCGCAUCAUUACAUGACAAAUUACACAAGAUAACUACACCAAUGCUUUGCCUAAACGCUGCAGAUGAUCCGUUGCAACCAUUUGAUGCAAUCCCGAUAAGUGCUGCACUAAAAUCAUCGCAUGUAGCUAUCGUCAUAACGGCUCGAGGAGGCCAUAUCGGAUUUUUAGAAGGAAUGUGGCCCAUCUUAAAGGAUCAAUAUAUUUCGAGAAUAUUUAGUCAAUACUUUGCGGCUACUUUAUUUGAUGAUGCUGAUUUUGGUGGAACCUCUGAAGAGAUGAUGCAUGAAUUCAAGCUUUUGAAUUCGGGAAUAAACUCAGAUUUGAAUUCAGUUGACGCGAUGGCAGAUUAAAAAUUUUUCAUUUGAGUUGAAU
Molecule: messenger RNA, 1450 nt
Organism: Bradysia coprophila
Lineage: Eukaryota; Metazoa; Arthropoda; Insecta; Diptera; Sciaridae
Product: phospholipase ABHD3-like
Biological process (GO): medium-chain fatty acid catabolic process; medium-chain fatty acid biosynthetic process
Molecular function (GO): acetylesterase activity; monoacylglycerol lipase activity
Source: RefSeq, a predicted model, not a curated record